This is a messenger RNA of Dimorphilus gyrociliatus, 14819 nucleotides long. The record is from the annotation of a GenBank genome assembly. NCBI's taxonomy places the organism in Eukaryota, Metazoa, Annelida, Polychaeta, Dinophilidae.
AUUCUUUUUGACCUUGACCGAGGAGAGGUCGCCCGGUAUUGGAAAUAUAGUCUAAAACAGCUCUUUUCAUGGUUUUCAGAAGUAGAAUACCUCGAAACCAAAUAUAUUUUGUUCUCGCCCUCGGAUUUUUAUCAGGGUACUAUAUCUUCAACGAGCCUUUAAGAAAAUAUUCGAACAAAAGCGUUUCUCUUGAGAGCAAUAAAUCGUCUGAUGAAAAGUGAACUAAAAUGAAACCUAUUUUGAAAAAAAUAGUCCUCUAUUCAACAACAAUUUUGACUUCUGGUAUUCUGUUUGUAACAGGCAUUCUACCAGAAUGGCAACGACGCCAAAAAAUUCAGCAGCGGCACGAGCUAAACAAAAUUCUUCAAAAGCAAUAUGGAGACUCUUACCAGCCGUUUUCUAUUCAAAACUAUAUAAAAACAGUUGACGAUAAAAAUACAAUAGAUAAAAAAUAACAUUCAAAAAAAUUGUUCCGUUCUUAGAAGCUCUACAAGAAUCAAUUUCUUAAAAGUAGACAAGUUUCUAUUGGCAUAGCUCCUUUGAUGCCAUGAUGUAGCUAAGCAUAAGCCUCACUUUCAUUAUGUUUAAUAAUUCAUUUAAUACGAAAUUCGAACCAUAUUAAUGCUUUGAAAUAAUAUGGCAAACACUAAAGCAAGUAAGCCGGCAAAAGAAGUUAUCGCAAGUUGGUAUAUAUUAGUGUAAAACAUUUCAUCACAUUUUAGACGAAAAUUACUGUCGAUUAAACCUCUAAUCAUUCAAAAUAACACACCACACCUGUUCCUGCAAUUAUCAGAAAUUACUUCAAAAGUAAAAAUGAAAAAGAGAGUGGUUAUUUGACAAAUAUGUCUCGGAUUAUAACUUUAGUCGUUUUCACUUUUCUUGGGGAAAGUCUAUCUCAAGAGGAUUCAUGUAAAGGUCGAUGUACCGAAUCCUACUUUCCUGGAAAACCUUGUUACUGCAAUGACAACUGCGACAAAUAUGAAAAUUGUUGUUACGAUUUUUUUAAGGAAUGCAAAGACGGUGUUAUUGUCGAUGAUUGGGUUUCUUAUCAUGGAAAUCAGUAUAAACUAUUUCAUCAAGGAGUUACUGCAUAUGCAGCAAGAAAAUUGUGUAAAGAAAAGGGAGCUUUGCUUGUUAGUUUGAAUACUUUAAGUGAAUUUAAUUACAUUUCGGAUCGAGUUCUUCAAAGAAGAGUUUUAACUCUUGCAAUUGGAGGAAAUGAUGAAAAAGAAGAAGGAAAAUGGAAGUGGGAAGACGGAUCCUCUAUGCCUAUACUUUCAUCUCCGUGGCAUGAGUGGUUUGAAGGAGAACCAGAUAACAAAGGAGGAAAAGAAAAUUGUCUUUUGCUUACUAACUACCUAUGGUGGGUUCCAGGUGUGAAGCCAACUAUACCUCGUUAUGCUUGGGUAGACUAUUAUUGCGAUAUUAAUAUGGAGAAAGAAAUCCAAGGAUUCAUUUGCGAACGAACUUUGGCGUGCGAUUCUUCACCUUGCAAAAAUAAUGGAUCAUGUAUUUAUGUUGGUGGUGAAAAUGAGUUUGAGUGUAUCUGUAAAGAAGGAACCGUUGGAGAUCGAUGUCAAUACAAAGAACCUAAAGAAGGAUUUUGGACAUAUUGCGGUGAAACGAAUUUGAUAUCGACAAACGGCGAGAUAAAAUCACCACUGUUCCCAAAACUCUAUCCAGCGAAUGUAAGAUGUAUAUGGAAUGUGACAGCUCCUCAAGGAACAACUAUUUCUUUCACCAUUAAAGAUUUAGAUCUAGAAGAAGAUAAAAACUGUCGAUACGAUUAUUUAAAGAUAGAAGACGGACUAACGAAUGAGGUCUUGUUGGAUAAAACAUGUGAUUCAAAAGAGAGUUUUAAUAGCAAAAGGUUGGAACCUUUCAGUAGUCAAACGAACUACGCAAAAAUUAUAUUUGCUACUGACGAAUCGAGACACUUCGGAGGAUUUGUUAUUGAAUAUGAACAGCAAGCUUGUGGUUUGGGAAUUGGGAAUUCUGGUUGCGGGACUAAAAGAUCAUUUACGUCAAAAUGUGGUAGCUUUGAGGUGGAUCAGAAAUCCGAGAGGAGCACUUGCGAUUGGUUGAUAACAACUGAUACUAAUCACAAGAUAAAUGUGUCUUUUAUCCAGUUUAAUAUCCCAGAUGGAGGUAGAGAUUGUUCGUCGAAUUAUCUGGAACUAUUUGACGGUCCGGAUUCUUCCUCUACAAGAAUUGAUAAGUACUGUGGUAAAAUGUACGAUUGGAAUAUAGAAACCACUUUGUACUUAAAAUUGAACACUCCUGAUUGGGAAGUGGGUAGACACAAAUUUUCUCUUGAUUACUUAUCAAUUGAUGAAAAGAAAUGGAAGCGUUUAGGGCCUAUUCAACAACGAUUGGCUAGAAGCGGCACAAUCUCAUCAAACUUAGAUCAAGCUGUUAUAGAAACGGAGAAUGAAAUUAUAUAUAAAUGGAUAUUGAAAGUCCGCAUAGGUGAGAAGAUGGUAGUAAAAUGGAAAUUUGAAUGUAUCGAUUGUCAAGCAAGACUCCAAAUGUUUGAUGGCCAUUCCGAGCACUCUAAGUUGAUCGAAGAGCAUCAAGAUACUGACUUAAUCGAUACAAAUGCUACUACGUUAAAUGGACAAGUUAAUCCAAACUCCUUUCAAACCCUCAUCAUUUUUACGAAAAAUAAAAAUAAGGGAUACGCUGUAUUCGAUGCCUCUUUUAAUAUGAUAGAGUGGAUUCCGCAAGUAUCAGGAUGCUACCGCCCUCUAUACUAUGACAAUCCAAAAAGUAAAGCUACAGAAAAUGAAUUGGUAUCUGUUCUGGAACCUAUUGUUGUUAUGGCAAGUAACAAUUCGUAUGAUAGUUUAAAUGCUGGAUAUGACGAGGGAUUGUAUUGCAAAUGGUUAAUUAGAGCUGGCGAUCCAAAAGAAAAAUUACAGUUAACAAUAUUAAAUGCGCUUUUACAACCGCAGUCAAAAAAUUGUGAUGAUGAUGGAUUUGUUGUUUAUGAUGGCCCUUUUUGUGGAUCUCAGAAGUUUAUGGAGAAUAUUAUAAAAUCGACAUCUGAUAAAUUGUUAAUUGUAUUUUAUUCUGACUCAAGGGGUUUUAGGAGAGCAAAUGGUAUCCUGAGAGGACUUGUUACCGUUUCAGAUAUGGGAAACUGUAAGGUAUGGGAAAAAGAGAAUCCUGGUUCAUUUGUCAUCAAUUCGGAAUGCGGAACUAUUCUCUCUCCAUCCUUUCCUGGCAAGGUAGCUAGGGGUUCCUGGGUUAUGGAGAUAAAUGUUGAAUUGGGAUCGUACAUAGAAUUCCAGUUACUCUAUGCAAGAGGUCCAGGGAUUAGCACAGACUGUAAUGUUUAUGUUAGAUUGAGAGAGUUAACUCGUCAAAAGCAAAAAAAAGCACAACAGGAGACAGAUAUACUCAAACUCUGUUCUGAAGUGAAAUUAAUCAUUCCGACAAGAAAAUAUUUUGUACCAAGUCAGCGGGGAAGUAUUGAAUUGAAUACUUUACUCAGCAACGUAAAAAUGCAAUGGGAAUUUAAAAUAUCUUAUAGAACUGUUCCUCUAAUGAAGCCGGAAAAUUUAAAUUUAUCUCCACCACCUACAAUAUGUGAUAAACGAAAUGAUACUGAUUACGUUAUAAAUUAUGAAAAUCAUUGUUAUUACUAUUAUUCAUGGGUGUUUAGACAUUAUUUAAAAGAAAAAUACAGUUUUCAAGUUAGUUGGCAGAAAAGUCAAGCACAUUGUGAAAGCUUUGGCGCUUCUCUGUUAUCAAUCUUUGACAAUGCUGAAGCGGAAAUGUUAAAAUAUGCAUUUUCAACAAAAUGGUUCUGGGAUCCUAUUGCCAACUUUCAAGUAAACCACAGAGCAAUAUUUAUAGGAUUAGAAAACAAGGAAAAUAUAUAUAAAUGGAAAGACAGCACACCUCUAGGUUAUUCAGACUGGUUUGGCAAAACAAAUCAAUAUGAACAGGGCAUAAUAACCGAUGACAGCUACUUGAAAGAUGUUGUAUCAUUUAAAAAUCCUCAACCUACAGCAGAUGUAGCAAGCCUGUGCACUAUAAUGAUUCUAAUCAACCCAAAGAAACCAUUACAUUGGGCAAAAAUUCCCUGUGACUAUCCUAUGUUUCGCGCAGGACAAAUUUGUAAAAUGCCCGACAAAAAACCUCAUGAACAGUCAUGGGAACCAAACAAAGAAAUUCGUUUUUAUAACCAAAAGUCUCUUCAAGGUUGCCUUGAAGGAUGGUUUAAAAUGUCAAACUAUUGCUUCCAAAUGCAUACUGUGUAUAAUACAUUAAGUGAGCAAAAUGAACAAACAAUUCAACCUUUCAAUUACACUGAGGCGGAGGAUAUGUGUAAAACCAAAGACGCUUUUAUGGCAAAAGUGGAUAUUUUUAACUUCGAGAAACUGAAAAAUUAUUUAGAAAUUUGGAAAUAUAGACCAGAAUAUGAAGGAAUUUGGUUAGGUAAAAAUAAUGAAAACGAUUUACAGUGUCCUUAUAUAAAAGCCUAUAAGAACCACGAUCAAGAUGAAGAAGUAUUGUACGAGAAAAUGAUCGUCGAUUGUAACAAAACACCAAACGAAGCACCACUGCUAGGCAGUGUUUUAUGCGCGACUAAAACGAAGCAACUGAGCGAAGAAUGUGGUGAAAAUGAGUUCAAGUGUAAUGAUGGGUCAUGUAUAUUAACAGACUUUUUUUGUGAUGGAAUUGAGGACUGUAAAGAUGGAAGUGAUGAAGUACAAUGCAAAUGUGGGCAAACAGAGUUCAAAUGUCAAAAUGGAAAGUGUAUAUCUCUCUCUCUAAGAUGUAACUUUAUUGAUAAUUGCGGAGAUAAUAGUGAUGAGGAUUGCGUACAUGAACAAUGUUCAAGCAGUGAGUUUAUGUGUACGAAUGGAGAGUGUAUAGAUAAACUACUCGUAUGUGAUCUAAAGGAUAACUGUAAAGACGGAAGUGACGAAACUUCGACACUAUGCGAGGGAUCGUGCAACGGAUUUUUGUGUUUCUCUGGAAAAUGUAUUGAUUCAAAGUUGAAAAAGGACCUAAUAGCUGAUUGUCCCGGUCUUUCUCAAGAGGAUGAAAAAGAAACGGCAGUUUUCACAAUAUGGGAUGUAUAUGAAUCGAGAGUAAAUGAAACAAAAGAAGUAUUAGGUUGCUCGCCAAUGGAAACAUACAAAUCUCAGUGUCGAACAGGUCACGAAUUUUGCUUUGAUCGAUCAAAAGCCUGCAUAUAUGAUACAGAAAUAAACUCUGGUUCUCUCCUACAAAAAACUUGUCGAGAUGGUUCUCACUUAGGGAAGCAUUGUUCUUCUAUUGAAUGUCCUGGCAUGUUUCAUUGUCCAAAGAGUUAUUGUAUACCUUAUAGAAAGAUGUGUGAUGAAAAUUGUCCGGGAGGGGAAGAUGAGGUUGGCUGUAAGAACUAUACUUGCGAAAAUUUAUUCAAGUGCAAAGGUGGAAAUUUUUGUAUAAAUCAUGAAGAAGUCUGUGAUGGUAAAAUAGAUUGUCCAAAGUAUGGAGAUGAUGAAACUUACUGUGAAGACUUAGAUCCACUGUGCGACGUUGACGGAUGCAGCUGUCGCGGGAAAAUUAUCGAAUGUUCGAAUAGUAAUGUGACGUCAUUUCCGAUAUAUACUAAAAGAAAAACGCGGCAAGUCAGAGCACUAGUUCUCUCCUAUAAUUCUAUUGAUGUUCUGAAGUAUGAUAUGCUAAGAAAGUUUCACUGGCUAAUAAAGCUAAACUUGAGUCGAAAUUCAAUAAGUGAUGUACAGCCUUUAGCAUUUAGUGAUCUAAAGAACUUGGGCGAGCUGGAUCUCAGUUUUAACAAUUUGAGGACUUUAGAUAGUAAUACAUUUACGGGUUUAAGGUCAUUGGUUAGACUGGACUUGAGCAAUAAUUUUCUAUCAACCUUGAGACAAGAGUUUCUAAAUCCUUUCACGAAUAUACAACAUCUAAUUUUAAUCGAGAAUCAGUUGAAUGAUGUUAGUAAGAAUGCGUUUUCAUCUUUAAAGAACCUUGAGAUUUUGAAUACAGAUGCAUUUAAGUUUUGUUGUAUUGCUACCAACGUGAAAAAGUGCACUCCAGAGCCUGAUGAAUUUUCGAGUUGCGAAGACCUUAUGGCUAAUUACGCUUUGCAGAUUAGUAUAUGGGUAUUGGGAUUUUGUGCUUUUAUCGGAAAUUCAUUUGUUGUUGCGUGGAGAAUUAAAACCGACAGACAUAGAGUAUCAUCUUUUUUCAUAUUGAAUUUAGGAAUUUCUGAUUGGAUGAUGGGCAUUUAUAUGCUAAUUAUCGCCUCUGUUGACAUGAAAUAUCGUGGUGAAUAUAUUGUUCACGCAGAUUCAUGGCGUGAAAGUGCCCUAUGUCAAUUCGCUGGUAUCUUGGCAAUGUUAUCGUCAGAAGUGAGCGUCUUUAUGUUGACUGCAAUCACAGUUGACCGUGUGAUUGCCAUAAAUUUUCCAUUGAAAGGAGGUAUUCGAAUGAAAAAUGCAAAAAUUGUUGUGCUUUUUGGUUGGCUCGUUUGUUUCCUGCUAACAAUCAUUCCCGCAACAAAGAUCUCGUAUUUUGGAGAAUCAUUUUUUGGUCGCACGGGUGUUUGUUUACCAUUUCAGAUGUCCAACAAGAAAGUCGCCGGAUGGGAGUACUCCUUGUUGAUAUUUCUUGUUUUGAAUCUAGCAUCAUUUGUGGUGAUAUUUUUGAGCUACGUGUCAAUUUUCGGAGUUGUGAAGUCGUCAAUGGACGAAAUGGGGAAAAACUCUACUAAAAGUGGGAAUGAAUACGAUUUGGCUAAGAAACUUGUACUAAUAAUAGCAACUGAUUUUAUGUGUUGGGUCCCUAUUAUACUGAUUGGUUUCGCGGCUUUGGGAGGAGUACAGAUACCGGCGGUUGUCUCGGCUUGGAUUGCUGUAUUCGUUUUACCUUUGAAUAGCGCAAUGAACCCCAUUUUGUAUACGUUUUCUGCAAUGGAUUGUGGAAAGAAAAAGAAAAAAGCUAAGACUGUUACCACCGUGUCAAUGGCUCCACAAAUUUCGAAGAAAGCCCCAAACGUUUCUUUUUCCGAAGAUUCGUCUUGUGCAGGACGAUGUGCAGAGUCUUACUUUCCUGGAAAACCUUGUUACUGCAAUGAUAAUUGCGAUAGAUUUGAGAAUUGCUGCUAUGAUUUCUUUAAACAGUGCAAAAACGGUGUUAUUGUUGAUGAUUGGGUUUCUUAUCAAGGAAAUCAGUAUAAGCUAUUUCAUCAAGGAGUUACUGCAUACGCAGCAAGAAAAUUGUGUAAAGAAAAGGGAGCUUUGCUUGUUAGUUUGAAUACUUUAAGUGAAUUUAAUUACAUUUCGGAUCGAGUUCUUCAAAGAAGAGUUUUAACUCUUGCAAUUGGAGGAAAUGAUGAAAAAGAAGAAGGAAAAUGGAAGUGGGAAGACGGAUCCUCUAUGCCUAUACUUUCAUCUCCGUGGCAUGAGUGGUUUGAAGGAGAACCAGAUAACAAAGGAGGAAAAGAAAAUUGUCUUUUGCUUACUAACUACCUAUGGUGGGUUCCUGGGAUAAAGCCAACUAUACCUCGUUAUGCUUGGGUAGACUAUUAUUGCGAUAUUAAUAUGGAGAAAGAAAUCCAAGGAUUCAUUUGCGAACGAACUUUGGCGUGCGAUUCUUCACCUUGCAAAAAUAAUGGAUCAUGUAUUUAUGUUGGUGGUGAAAAUGAGUUUGAGUGUAUCUGUAAAGAAGGAACCGUUGGAGAUCGAUGUCAAUACAAAGAACCUAAAGAAGGAUUUUGGACAUAUUGCGGUGAAACGAAUUUGAUAUCGACAAACGGCGAGAUAAAAUCACCACUGUUCCCAAAACUCUAUCCAGCGAAUGUAAGAUGUAUAUGGAAUGUGACAGCUCCUCAAGGAACAACUAUUUCUUUCACCAUUAAAGAUUUAGAUCUAGAAGAAGAUAAAAACUGUCGAUACGAUUAUUUAAAGAUAGAAGACGGACUAACGAAUGAGAUCUUGUUGGAGAACAUUUGCGACGCGAAAGAAAGUUUUAUUAAAAGAAGUCUUGAGCCAAUAACGGGUAGGAGUAAUGAAGCCAGAGUAAUCUUUGUCACUGAUGAUACUCAACACUUCGGGGGAUUCAGAGUUUCUUAUGAAGAACAAAAAUGUGGUAUCGGUUAUGGGCUGUCUGGUUGUAAAAGCAGCAAAUAUUUUACUUCUAACUGUGGUAUUAUAGAGAUUAACGACGGUCCGCUAAAUAACACUUGCGAGUGGAUCAUAAACGUGGCUGAUAACUCUUUUAUAAAUGUUACUUUUAAAAAUUUCUAUAUUCCAGAGGGAGGAAGCAAUUGUUUCCUUAAUAGCUUAAUGGUAUUUGAUGGAAAUGCUUCAUUUUAUCCAUUAAUUGCUAAAAAUUGCGGGAAAAUGUUUGAUUGGGAAGUGUUUAGUACAAAAAAUAUAUUUGACGGUUAUUCUGAACAUUCUAAAUUAGGUGUUUUAAGGAAUGAAUCUGAUCUUGUACAACGAAAUUCAACUCUAAUUGAGGAUGUUUUUGAGCCAAAUUCAUAUCAAAGUUUAAUAAAAUUUUGGUUAAGAAAGGGUGUUGGUUACUAUUCUGGCUUUACAGCAAAUUUUACAGCCACAGAAUGGACUCCAAUUUAUUCAGGCUGCUAUCGUCCUCUUUACUAUUCUAAUCCUAAUAGUAAAGCAACCGAAAAUCAAAUGGUUACCUUGCAAGAACCUGUUAUUAUUAUGGCGAGCAAUCAAUCUGACGACAGUCUAAAACCAAGUUAUAGUCAUGGUUUGUACUGUAAGUGGCUCAUACAAGCAAAAGGUCAGUUUGAGAGACUACGCUUAAAAAUAUUAAAUGCCCGCUUACAACCGCAAACGAGAGACUGCGAUUAUGAUGGUUUUGUUGUUUAUGAUGGAAAUAAUACCGAAUCGAUAAAGCAUGGUCCCUAUUGCGGUACAGAUGAUUUCCUAGAUCAAGUUAUUAUUUCUUCAUCAAAUCAGUUGUUAGUAGUCUUUUAUUCGGAUUCACGAGGGACAAGAAGACUUAAUGGAAUAUUUCGAGCAUUGAUCUCCUUGUCAGACACGAGAAACUGUGAAAUAGUGGAAAAACAGUCCCCGGGAACUAUUAAUAUAGAUUACCCUUGUGGUACUUUAUUAUCCCCAUUAUUCCCUGGAAAAGUUACGAUGGCAUCGUGGGUUUAUGAAAUAACAGUAGAAAAAGAGAAUUUUAUUGAACUGCAAGUUUUAUAUAUCAGGGGACCAGUAAUAGAAAUGAAUUGCGCCUCCUACGUAAAAAUUAAAGAAUUAACUAGACAAAAGCAGAACAAAAUGCAUCAGGAAGUUGACAUAAUAAAAUUGUGUUCAGAGAAUGGCCUUUUCAUACCGAAAAAGAAAUAUAUAAUACCAAGUCAAAGAGCAAGCAUUGAAUUAAAUACUUUACUAAGCAAUGUUAAAUUACAUUGGGAAUUUAAAGUCUUUUACAGGACUAUAGAAAUAGAUAAACCAUUUGGCUUAACACUUGAACCAGAAGGGUCCCUCUGUGAGAAGAGAAAGAAGACAAGUUAUGUUAUUCAUUAUAACAAUCAUUGCUACUAUUAUUAUAACUGGGUUUUUCGCCAUUACAAGAAAGAAGAGUAUAAUUUUCAAGAAACUUGGCAGAAAAGUCAGGAGUAUUGUAACAGCUACAAUGCAAAUUUAAUUUCAAUUUGGGAUGAACAAGAAGAACAAAUAAUAAAAUACGCUUUCACAAAGCCCUGGUUCUGGGAUCCACUUGCAAGUUUCCAAAUAAAUCAUAGAGUAAUAUAUAUAGGGCUCAAAACACUUAACCACGAAGGCUUAUGGCGAGAUGGAACAGCUUUAUCUUAUACAGAUUGGUAUAAGCCGAGAAACCCUAUAGAGCAAAACAUAAUAACUAGUGACAGCUACUUAAAAGACGUGAUUUCCUUUAAAGAUCCACAACCAACUUCCGAUGCAGCUAGCUUAUGUUCAGUUAUGAUUAUUACAAAUCCAGCUGACAAUCUCCAUUGGGCAAAAAUUCCCUGUGACUAUCCAAUUUUUCGCGCAGGACAAAUUUGCAAAAUGCCCGACAAAAAACCUCAUGAACCAUCUUGGGAACCAACCACAGAAAUUCGUUUAUAUAACCGAAAGAAACUUCAAGGCUGCCUAAAAAAUUGGUUUAAAAUGUCACACUAUUGCUUCCAAAUGCAUACUGUGUAUAAUACAUUAAGUGAGCAAAAUGAACAAACAAUUCAACCUUUCAAUUACACUGAGGCGGAGGAUAUGUGUAAAACCAAAGACGCUUUUAUGGCAAAAGUGGAUAUUUUUAACUUCGAGAAACUGAAAAAUUAUUUAGAAAUUUGGAAAUAUAGACCAGAAUAUGAAGGAAUUUGGUUAGGUAAAAAUAAUGAAAACGAUUUACAGUGUCCUUAUAUAAAAGCCUAUAAGAACCACGAUCAAGAUGAAGAAGUAUUGUACGAGAAAAUGAUCGUCGAUUGUAACAAAACACCAAACGAAGCACCACUGCUAGGCAGUGUUUUAUGCGCGACUAAAACGAAGCAACUGAGCGAAGAAUGUGGUGAAAAUGAGUUCAAGUGUAAUGAUGGGUCAUGUAUAUUAACAGACUUUUUUUGUGAUGGAAUUGAGGACUGUAAAGAUGGAAGUGAUGAAGUACAAUGCAAAUGUGGGCAAACAGAGUUCAAAUGUCAAAAUGGAAAGUGUAUAUCUCUCUCUCUAAGAUGUAACUUUAUUGAUAAUUGCGGAGAUAAUAGUGAUGAGGAUUGCGUACAUGAACAAUGUUCAAGCAGUGAGUUUAUGUGUACGAAUGGAGAGUGUAUAGAUAAACUACUCGUAUGUGAUCUAAAGGAUAACUGUAAAGACGGAAGUGACGAAACUUCGACACUAUGCGAGGGAUCGUGCAACGGAUUUUUGUGUUUCUCUGGAAAAUGUAUUGAUUCAAAGUUGAAAAAGGACCUAAUAGCUGAUUGUCCCGGUCUUUCUCAAGAGGAUGAAAAAGAAACGGCAGUUUUCACAAUAUGGGAUGUAUAUGAAUCGAGAGUAAAUGAAACAAAAGAAGUAUUAGGUUGCUCGCCAAUGGAAACAUACAAAUCUCAGUGUCGAACAGGUCACGAAUUUUGCUUUGAUCGAUCAAAAGCCUGCAUAUAUGAUACAGAAAUAAACUCUGGUUCUCUCCUACAAAAAACUUGUCGAGAUGGUUCUCACUUAGGGAAGCAUUGUUCUUCUAUUGAAUGUCCUGGCAUGUUUCAUUGUCCAAAGAGUUAUUGUAUACCUUAUAGAAAGAUGUGUGAUGAAAAUUGUCCGGGAGGGGAAGAUGAGGUUGGCUGUAAGAACUAUACUUGCGAAAAUUUAUUCAAGUGCAAAGGUGGAAAUUUUUGUAUAAAUCAUGAAGAAGUCUGUGAUGGUAAAAUAGAUUGUCCAAAGUAUGGAGAUGAUGAAACUUACUGUGAAGACUUAGAUCCACUGUGCGACGUUGACGGAUGCAGCUGUCGCGGGAAAAUUAUCGAAUGUUCGAAUAGUAAUGUGACGUCAUUUCCGAUAUAUACUAAAAGAAAAACGCGGCAAGUCAGAGCACUAGUUCUCUCCUAUAAUUCUAUUGAUGUUCUGAAGUAUGAUAUGCUAAGAAAGUUUCACUGGCUAAUAAAGCUAAACUUGAGUCGAAAUUCAAUAAGUGAUGUACAGCCUUUAGCAUUUAGUGAUCUAAAGAACUUGGGCGAGCUGGAUCUCAGUUUUAACAAUUUGAGGACUUUAGAUAGUAAUACAUUUACGGGUUUAAGGUCAUUGGUUAGACUGGACUUGAGCAAUAAUUUUCUAUCAACCUUGAGACAAGAGUUUCUAAAUCCUUUCACGAAUAUACAACAUCUAAUUUUAAUCGAGAAUCAGUUGAAUGAUGUUAGUAAGAAUGCGUUUUCAUCUUUAAAGAACCUUGAGAUUUUGAAUACAGAUGCAUUUAAGUUUUGUUGUAUUGCUACCAACGUGAAAAAGUGCACUCCAGAGCCUGAUGAAUUUUCGAGUUGCGAAGACCUUAUGGCUAAUUACGCUUUGCAGAUUAGUAUAUGGGUAUUGGGAUUUUGUGCUUUUAUCGGAAAUUCAUUUGUUGUUGCGUGGAGAAUUAAAACCGACAGACAUAGAGUAUCAUCUUUUUUCAUAUUGAAUUUAGGAAUUUCUGAUUGGAUGAUGGGCAUUUAUAUGCUAAUUAUCGCCUCUGUUGACAUGAAAUAUCGUGGUGAAUAUAUUGUUCACGCAGAUUCAUGGCGUGAAAGUGCCCUAUGUCAAUUCGCUGGUAUCUUGGCAAUGUUAUCGUCAGAAGUGAGCGUCUUUAUGUUGACUGCAAUCACAGUUGACCGUGUGAUUGCCAUAAAUUUUCCAUUGAAAGGAGGUAUUCGAAUGAAAAAUGCAAAAAUUGUUGUGCUUUUUGGUUGGCUCGUUUGUUUCCUGCUAACAAUCAUUCCCGCAACAAAGAUCUCGUAUUUUGGAGAAUCAUUUUUUGGUCGCACGGGUGUUUGUUUACCAUUUCAGAUGUCCAACAAGAAAGUCGCCGGAUGGGAGUACUCCUUGUUGAUAUUUCUUGUUUUGAAUCUAGCAUCAUUUGUGGUGAUAUUUUUGAGCUACGUGUCAAUUUUCGGAGUUGUGAAGUCGUCAAUGGACGAAAUGGGGAAAAACUCUACUAAAAGUGGGAAUGAAUACGAUUUGGCUAAGAAACUUGUACUAAUAAUAGCAACUGAUUUUAUGUGUUGGGUCCCUAUUAUACUGAUUGGUUUCGCGGCUUUGGGAGGAGUACAGAUACCGGCGGUUGUCUCGGCUUGGAUUGCUGUAUUCGUUUUACCUUUGAAUAGCGCAAUGAACCCAUUUUUGUACACUUUUUCAACUAUUGAUUUUCGAAGAAAAAAGAAACGUGGGUUAACUGCCUCUUUUGAAACUUUGAAGAGAAAAUCAAAGAAUCAAAAUUUAAUAUAUAAAGGCAACUAUAAGAGUAUUGGGAAUGUCUCUGAUUUACCAAAUGUUUACACAAUUAAUGAUGAUAGUUCUCUUUUCGAAACUAUUUGCUUGUCACUACACAAAAACGUUAGCGUUAUUAUCAUCUAUGGUAUCGAAAAUGACGUGUUUCAGGGCGUAUUGCCUUUGGCUCUUUUAGCAGGCGUAAAAUUAUUGAGCGUCAAUGAAAAAUUGGAUUAUUUAAUAAGCAGUAGGAUAUUUUUUAUAUCUUUCAUCUUACAGAAUUUGCCCCUAGCCAAUAGACUCGUAAUAAUAUAUAGAACUGAAGCUUGCUCUGCCGACCAACCGUUCUGCAAAGCAGAGAAAUUAGCAGACAUUAACUGCUUAGGUGAUGAAAAUAAUUGUUCAUUAAAGUCGAUUGCAAUUCAAUCGUCAAAUAUUAAUCCAUUCUACGGCGUAAGGCUAUUGGUUGUCUUAGACAGGAAAUAUGAAUUGAAUACUACUCGACCAACAAGAGAUUAUUAUUCGAAUUUAGCGGACGUUUACCCUAUUUCAGGUCAUACUUUCGACUUAUUAUGGAAAUUGAAAGUUAAAAUGGGCAUUAAUUUUACAUUUAUAAAUGCCGUGAACUGUGAAACUAACAAAACGAAAUCAUCUGACUGUUUAAUUAAUAAUCUUAUAGACAGUAAAGCUGAUGUAACUGCCGGAUUAUUGAUGAAAUCACCCGACUAUGAGAAAUACUCACGCUUUAUAUUCAGUUAUAAAAUCAAAUUAGCAGUCAUUGGACCUCGUUUACAGCCAGUUAAGAGUGUCUUUGAGACAUUUUGGUCUUCUCACACACCAGGCACUUGGUGUUGUUACAUUCUAAUUGGCUUACUCAGUUCGAUUCUUCUUAAAUUUUGGACGGGAGUUGAGGGUUCAUCGACCAAUGUUGUUUGGACGAUAAUGAGCUCCCCAUUGCAAAAAUCAGGUUUACGUCAUGUGCACUCCCUAAAAACAUUACCAAGGCUUGUCGUAGCCGUAUGGUGGGCUAUAGCCUUUGUUCUUGUCAUUCAUAGUACCGGGAUUAUAUGCUCAGAGAUUUUUCAAAGGAAUUUUCGAUUAGGCAAAACAAACUUUAAAAAUUUACUUUCCAGCGGAGCGAACGUAGUUAUAUACGAACCGUUUGCUAUGGAAGUUCUUAAAUCGUUUAAGUUACGCAACAAAACUAUGAGGCAGGUUUCGUUUUUUAUGCACGAAAAGAUUACAUCGGUCUAUACGGAUUUUAACGAGACAGUGGUGAAAUCGAUAAAUGAUGGAAUAGAAAGAGUUAGAAAUUCUUUCGGAAAACCGCCGAAUCAGCAAGUUUUAUUUGUUUAUUUGGAAGACUAUUUAAAAUACGAAGUAAGUAAAAGGCCAUGUAAUCUACAACUGAUACCGGUAGAUCCCAUAGAAGAGGAAUAUAUUGAGUUUGGAAUAGCAGCAAGGAAAGAUUUAAAAAUGUCGAAUGAAUUAGAGGAAAUCCUUAAUACAUCUGAAAUGUACGAGUAUUCAAGUGUGAAACGAUGGAAUCGAUACCUAAAGGAAACAACUGGUGAUGAUAGAUGCAAGAAGGAGGAAUAUAAUAAUAAUAUUGUUAAUAACUAUGAAAUGAAAAUGAUAACAGUGUUCUUCUCAUGUCUUAUCGUUUGUCUAUUUUCUACUUUUGUUUUACUCCCUGUAGAAUACGUUCUAAGAGAUUGCAAAACGCCUACGCAAUGGAAAAAUUCGCUAAAGAAUUUUUAUGAAGAUUCGUUAAAGCUAUUGGAACACUUGAAACAGCGGGUAAUAACGGAACCGGAAGACAUUUUCGAACACUGCUAUCCGAUAAAGACUGAUGGUUGUGAGCGAAAUGUUGAUUACUGUACAGAUAUAAUUUCAGAAUGGAGAGACACCUAG